Messenger RNA from Desarmillaria tabescens, 537 nucleotides. RefSeq lists its product as uncharacterized. The record is from RefSeq and is a predicted model, not a curated record. The coding region runs from base 1 to 537 and encodes 178 amino acids. Lineage: Eukaryota; Fungi; Basidiomycota; Agaricomycetes; Agaricales; Physalacriaceae. The transcript is spliced from 4 exons.
AUGUUCAGCUCCAAACUGACCCUCUUCGUUUCGACACUUGUCUCGCUCGUUGCGGCGACGACAACCACCACGGUGGUCACCGGAGCAGCAGCGGCACCUACCAGUGUCCAAGACGUUCUCAACAGCCUGAAGACCACAACCGACGCUAUCCUCCCUCAAAUCGACGCUCUCGUGGCGAACAAGACCGCGACGAAUACCACAGUCGCUCCUCUCCUCAACCAAGUCAUCUCAGCCGUCGAUACCGCUACUUCGUCCAUUUUUUCCCAAGGUCUCGCGGGGAGUAACAAUACCAACGAUUUGGCUACUCUUGCUUCGGGCAUUAUGAAGGAUAUCAACACCAGCAUGCAAGGCGUCAAGAACUCGGGUUGCCACCUCGAUGGCCUCUUGGCAGUCAUUGCCGUAACCCUGACCAAACUUCUCUGCACGCUCGAGGUUGUCGUUCCUGGGUUGCUCAAGGUCGUUGCAUUGUUGCUCAAAGGCGUUGUGGGAACCGUCGUGGUGUUGCUUUGCGGUCUCUUGGGAGUCAUUAUAGGAUAG